GGGAAGCUCCCUAGGGCUUUUGAGCGUCCUUGGAGAGGUGCGUUGCGGCGAUCGCAAGCGCUGCUAGCGGAUUUCUUCCAAUGAGCGAGAGCUCUGGCGGCAUUUUGCUGGAUCGGUGAGAAAUUAUGCGCGCCUUAGGCCGGAUUGGAGGCGCACACCCGGAUGAGAGUAGCAAUGGCUCGGAAUCUCUGGGGAGUGGCAAGAACGCUCGCGCGCGAGCUCAGGAGAGACAGGCAUCGCAUCGUUUGAAGCCGGAGAGAUGGAAAUCGGCGUUCGACAAGGAUGGAAAGGUCGUUGGCUUCUCCAAAGUUUUGAAGCUCAUUAGAUUGGGGGGAGUGGAUAAUUCGAUCAGAUGCGAAGUCUGGGAGUUUUUGCUGGGAUCUUAUGGUGUGGGAACGACAUGGGAUCACCGUAUGGAGACUCGUAUCGCACGCAGGAAACGAUACAAGGAGUUGAUCGAGAAAUGCCGGACGAUGCAUGUCAGUAUCGGGACAGGAACUCUUGCCUACAAUGUUGGAUCCAAGAUCAUGGAUGCUCGGACAUCAAGGCAAGGUGCUCCUGAGCAGAUCACUGUAGACUCUACGCAUUACGAGACAAAAGGAAACAGCGCCAGUGCCGUGGACGAAUCUCUUGACUCUUUCAGCUUCACUGCUUUGCAAAGUCCAAGCCUGGAGAAAGAUGCUUCGCUCAGUUCAGGAACUGGUAUGGAGUCUUACGAGAUGAACGCCGGGUCAAAAGCUGGAGGCCUGCCUCUCAAGACACUGCUGCUCCACGCUGACAACGAACCUUCUAACUCGGAUCACUCUCCCGGUCGUAUCGGUCCCAACAGUCCAAACGUUUUGCAUUUCAAGUUUUUCCAUCAGAGUCCGAUAGAGGUUGGGAGAAGCUCCACAAGGAUUUGGACCAACAGGGACAGACAUGAAAACUUCAGCAGGGUGAAGAGAGCUCUGGAUACAGGAAGGAACAUCUCUGGUGGGCCUGCUGGGAUGCUAUCACCAAAUUCAGUUCCAUUUCAAGGGGCUGCUGCCACCGAAGAGCGCACCGCGGAGUGGCUGUGGACGUUGCAUAAAAUAGUGAUCGACGUCGUGAGAACUGAUCGCCACUUGGAGUUCUACGAUGACUCGAGAAACAUGGCGCGCAUGUCUGAUAUCCUGGCCAUCUACGCGUGGAUUGAUCCUGAAACUGGCUACUGCCAAGGAAUGAGCGACUUGCUCUCACCUUUUGUGAUUCUCUUCGAGGAUGAUGCAGACGCGUUUUGGUGCUUUGAGAGCCUCCUGAGGAGAAUGCGACAAAACUUCCAAAUGGAGGGGCCAACGGGUGUGAUGCGGCAACUAGAAGCCCUGCCCAAAAUCUUAGAGCUGAUCGACGCACGCGUCUUCCGGCAUUUGACUCUUAUCGGGGCAGACAAUUUUCUAUUUGCCUUCCGUAUGCUGCUGCUUCAUUUUCGACGUGAGCUUUCUUUCGAAGAAACGCUUUGCAUGUGGGAGAUGAUGUGGGCUGCUGAUUUCGACCAUGCCAUGCUAUGGUCGUUUGAGAGCGAGCCUCUAGAACCUCUCCAAAUCAAGCCACCGUCAAGAUCACUGCUGGAAAGGAUCCAGGAAGACGACUGCAUGGACUACUACUGGACGAAAAUCUCGCCGUUCACAAGUCCCCUGCCAGCCUCGGAGGAUCCACUCUCGCAGAGCAGCAAGAUCACCUACGAAUCCAAGAGUCCGCUCUGCGGGCUCGUAACUUCGUGGCCAAACUUUGGCCGUCACAGGAUACGCUCCGGGAUGAGCUUUGGGAGGAACGGGGACAGUGAGAUCUCCGUGUUUGUGGUCGCUGCCAUCGUUGUUAUCAACCGCGAGAAGUUCCUCAAGGAAGCACGCUCCAUGGAUGACGUGAUCAAGAUGUUUAACGAGAUCCAGCUCAAGAUCCAAGUGCGCUCGUGUGUUCGAGCAGCGAUGAAAAUGCGAACCAAGUACCACCAACAGCUUUCCAAGCGAGGAACAGGAAAGGCAAAAAGAGCCUCUUAUAAAAUGUAACAAAGAAAACUAGAGUGUUUUGUUGGACAGAGAAUUUGUUAGGGCUUUAAGAAAGAAUGAGACGAGUGAAUCUCUUGCGCGGCGCGCUUGGCCGAUCGCCAUGCCGCUGCCGAUCGAUGUCCUCCACCGCCGCCCGGGCUCCCGGCGAGAGAGUGGAGCAAAUCGCGUGGAUUGGAGGCGGAGUUCUCAUCUAUGGCGCUACCGCAGCGCUGGCUUUCAGCAUUCUCGACGAUGUUCUCAUCUACAAGAAAUGCAGCAGCAAGGCAAUGGAAGUAGCGGCGGAAGAUCCACGGAUGAAGAGCUUCCUUGGCGAGGGAUUCAAGCAAGGCUCGUGGUAUGAGGCCUCGCUUGGCUCCGCCCUUCAAAAAAAGGCCGUGUCGUGCACAUUUCCAGUCUAUGGCGAUCAUGGAUCGCUUGGCAGCGUCAAGUUGAGAGCUGUUCGUGAAGGGAACAGCAUCAGUUCUUUGGCUUACAACAUCAUUGGGCCCGCGCAGUGGGAUUUGCUCAUCCUGGAAGCCACGCUCCACUCCGCCGACAAAAAGACAACCGAUAGAAUCAACCUCAUGGAGCCCUCUUGGGACAGUAGAGAUGGCCGCAAAGCAGCCAUCGCCAACGGGCACCAGGAUUAUGUCAACAAGCUCCUGGCCAAGAACUAGAAAAGCCGAUUGAUACCACGAUAAAAGCAAAGUUUCUAGCAA
This is a messenger RNA of Selaginella moellendorffii, 2722 nucleotides long. Its product is annotated as small G protein signaling modulator 2-like. Gene Ontology annotation, biological process: activation of GTPase activity. Bases 126 to 2024 code for a protein of 632 amino acids. The transcript has 13 exons. NCBI's taxonomy places the organism in Eukaryota, Viridiplantae, Streptophyta, Lycopodiopsida, Selaginellales, Selaginellaceae. Gene Ontology annotation, molecular function: GTPase activator activity. The record is from RefSeq and is a predicted model, not a curated record.